CCGCGGACGGCGGGUGCCAUGGUGACGCGUGCAGGGCCCGAGGUGGCCAUGGCGGCCAAACCUGGCUCUCCAGUCCAGGCCGGCGCUGCGUUCCUUCUCUUGGUCCUCGGCGAAGUCUCGUGGGCCCAGAUCUUCUCCUUCCCUUUCCAGCGGCCCGAGUCGUGCGGCCUCCAUCAGUACUUCGACAUCUCCGCGCUCUCCUGCGAGCCCUGUGGCGCCAACCAGAGGCGGGACGCCCUAGGAACCUCCUGUGUGUGUCUGCCAGGAUAUCACAUGAUCUCUAACAAUGGAGGGCCGUCCAUUGUUUGUAAAAAGUGUCCAGAAAACAUGAAAGGUGUUACCAAAGAUGGCUGGGACUGUAUUUCUUGCCCUGGUAGCUUAACAGCUGAAGGAAAAUGCCACUGUCCCACUGGUCAUAUAUUAGUGGAAAGAAGUGUUAAUGGAUCUCUGUUAUCCCAAGCCACUUGUGAGCUCUGUGAUGGAAACGAAAACUCGUUCACAAAAGCCAGUGCUCUAGGAACCAGGUGUGUCCGCUGUGAACCAACGUUCGUGAAUACCAGCAGGUCUUGCACAUGCUCAGAACCUUACAUUUUGACAGGUGGGCUGUGUUUCAGCAACACAGGUUAUUUCCGGCAGCGUGUAAUUUCUCCGGCACGCUAUGGAGAGCUUGGGAUGUCAUUAAACUCAGAAUGGUUUGCCCGGCACUUGCAGGCGGCGGCAGCUGCAUGCUGGGUUCAUGCUAACCUGACAUCUUGCCAGGCUCUUGGAAAUAUAUGUGUGAUGAACAUGAACUCCUAUGACUCUACCACCUUUGACGCGUGCCGCCUGUUCCAUUACAUCUUUGAAAGCACUGCUGGAUUGAGCAGCGUUCAUUCUGUCCCGUUCUGGAGGCAGAACCUUCCUUGGUUGUUCUAUGGAGACCAGCCAGGAUUGGCCCCGCAAGUUCUCGGUACCACCCCUCUUCCUACAAACUUCAGUUUUAAAGGACAGAACCAGCUGAAGUUUGUUGCUGCUUCCUAUGACAUAAGAGGAAAUUUUAUCAAAUGGCAAACUUUAGAAGGUGGUGUUUUACAGCUUUGUCCAGACACAGAGACAAGACUGGAUGCAGCUUAUUCUUUUGGAACAACCUACCAGCAAAACUGUGAAAUCUCUCUCUCUAAAAUCCUGGCUGACUUUCCCAGUCCUAUAUUUUAUGAUGUCUAUCUAGAGUACACCGACAAAGAUGAGCACCAUUAUGUGUGGGCUGUCCCCGUGUUAAACCUAAAUCUCCAACACAAUAAGAUGUUUGUGAACCAAGACAGCAGCUCCAGCAAGUGGCUUCUUACUCGGCGCAUCUUCUUAGUGGAUGCAGUCAGUGGACGAGAAAAUGACCUCAGAAGUCAACCAAGAGUAGUUCGAAUUGCUACCCAGAUAUCACUGAGCAUACGCCUUGUACCCAACACAAAGAAUGGAAACAUAUAUACUCCCUUACUGACCAUCGCCUACAGUGAUGUUGACCUCAGAAACGCUAACAGCCAGUCUGUGAAGAUUUCCUUCUCAGUCAAAUAUGAGAUGAAUCAAGGAGACGCAUUUGUCCAGACAGAUAUUGCGUUGGGUGUGUUGGGUGGGCUGGCUGUGUUGUCAUCUCUUCUGAAGACAGCAGGGUGGAAAAGGCGCAUUGGGAGCCCCAUGAUUGAUUUACAGACAGUCAUGAAAUUCUUGGUGUACUAUGCUGGUGAUCUGGCCAAUGUGUUCUUUAUCGUCACAGUGGGAACUGGUCUCUAUUGGCUUAUUUUCUUCAAAGCACAGAAGUCUGUCUCUGUCUUGCUGCCGAUGCCGGCUCAGGAAGAACGUUUCGUUACCUAUGUGGGGUGUGCCUUUGCUAUGAAGGCUCUACAAUUUUUGCACAAGCUCAUCUCCCAGAUUACCAUAGAUAUAUUCUUUAUUGAUUGGGAGCGGCCCAAAGGAAAAGUUCUUAAAGCUGUCGAAGGUGAGGGCGGUGUCCGGAGCGCCACUGUUCCUGUGAGCAUAUGGAGGACAUACUUUGUAGCAAAUGAAUGGAAUGAGAUUCAGACUGUGAGGAAAACCAAUCCUCUCUUCCAAGUGCUCAGCACACUCUUCUUUUUGGAGGUUGUGGGAUUCAAAAACUUAGCAUUGAUGGAUUCAUCCUCCAGCCUUUCUAGAAACCUGUCUGACUACGUGGCACCUUACAGCCGCAUUUUGAGAUACGCUGUGGCCACUGCUAUCUGGCUGGUGAUUGGGAUAAUACAGGUUUUCUUCUUUGGGGCCUUUUACGAGCGAUUUAUAGAAGACAAAAUCCGGCAGUUCGUCGACCUGUGCUCCAUGAGCAAUGUGUCCGUGUUUCUGCUGUCACACCGGUGUUUCGGGUAUUACAUCCACGGGAGGUCAGUGCACGGACACGCAGACACCAACAUGGAGGAGAUGAACAUGAACCUCAAAAGAGAGGCGGAAAAUUUGUGCAGCCAAAGAGGUUUGGUACCCAACACGGAUGGGCAGACUUUCCAGAUUGCAGUUUCUGAUCAGAUGAGACAGCACUACGACAGAAUCCAUGAAACACUAACAAGGAGAAAUGGCCCCGCCAGGUUACUGAGUUCAUCAGCAAGCACUUUCGAACAAAGUGUAAAAGCAUACCACGCGAUGAAUAAGUUCCUUGGCUCUUUCAUCGAUCAUGUUCAUAAGGAAAUGGAUUACUUCAUAAAGGAUAAGCUGCUUCUGGAGCGAGUCCUGGGGAUGGAGUUCAUGGAGCCCAUGGAGAGGAGCAUCUUCUACAACGACGAAGGCCAUUCUUUCAGCAGCGUGCUGUAUUAUGGAAACGAGGCCACGCUCCUUAUCUUUGAUCUGUUGUUCUUCUGUGUUGUGGACUUGGCUUGCCAGAAUUUUGUUUUAGCGUCCUUCCUCACGUACCUGCAGCAAGAGAUUUUUCGAUUUAUCCGCAAUACAGUAGGACAAAAGAAUUUGGCAACCAAAACUCUAGUGGAUGAGAGAUUUCUUAUCUAAGCUGUGCCUACAGAACUUAAGGACUGGGUGUGAUUGUGACACAGCCGUGAUGUCAGUCAUACUUUUUAAAACUUGUAAUACUUAUUAUUCUUUCAUUUUUUUAUAUACAGAAAAACUUAUUUUUAUAGCUUGUAAGUAUGAAAUACAGUAGAGAGUACUAUUUCCCUAUUAUGUAUUGUAUUCAAUUUACUAAGUAUUACAUUAGCACUGACCAUAGGACAGAAAAAGGGAAGGAAGGAGGAAAGAGAAGCAUGUGGCUUUCCGUGGUCGGACGUGAUGACAAGCUCGCCGCCAUCAGGACACGGGUCGGCCUACGAUUCUCAAAGUGACAAAUCUAGUUGAUUGUAGGUUCAGAGCUAGUGUUUAGUUCAGUAUUUGCAUGUUUUACUUAUGUUUAUAAUGAAAUAAACAUUUAAAGGUACUUUCAAAUUUA
This is a messenger RNA of Arvicola amphibius (Eurasian water vole), 3430 nucleotides long. RefSeq names its product transmembrane protein 67 (gene Tmem67). The record is from RefSeq and is a predicted model, not a curated record. Lineage: Eukaryota; Metazoa; Chordata; Mammalia; Rodentia; Cricetidae. Gene Ontology annotation, biological process: cilium assembly. The transcript has 28 exons. Gene Ontology annotation, cellular component: ciliary transition zone; MKS complex. The coding region runs from base 19 to 2997 and encodes 992 amino acids.